This is a messenger RNA of Thlaspi arvense, 300 nucleotides long. The record is from the annotation of a GenBank genome assembly. NCBI's taxonomy places the organism in Eukaryota, Viridiplantae, Streptophyta, Magnoliopsida, Brassicales, Brassicaceae.
AUGGCGCUAAGAGCAAGUGCAGGCAAAUUUGCUUCCGUGGCCGAAACAGAGGAUGGAGAGGAGAGGCAGAAAGAUGAUAGAGAUGGGAAGGAGAAGCCUCCUCCUCUCAACUCUUCUUUCUGCUUCCCAAAGUAUCUGAAGAAAUCAGAAGACAACAAGGCCAAGAAUGAUAAGGAGAGUUACUACAAGAGGAAUUACAAGGACUACUUUGAUUUCGUUGAAGGGUCUCUGAGGGCGAAGAAGGGAGAACUCUCUGAAUCAGAACAGGGGAUUCUUGACUGGCUUCAGAAGAACAAGUGA